Molecule: messenger RNA, 1823 nt
Organism: Astyanax mexicanus (Mexican tetra)
Lineage: Eukaryota; Metazoa; Chordata; Actinopteri; Characiformes; Acestrorhamphidae
Product: leukotriene B4 receptor 1-like
Exons: 1
Coding region: 1-912 (303 amino acids)
Biological process (GO): G protein-coupled receptor signaling pathway; immune response
Cellular component (GO): membrane
Molecular function (GO): G protein-coupled receptor activity
Source: RefSeq, a predicted model, not a curated record
AUGCAGCAGGAUAACUGCUCCAAUACUUCUCAAUUCAGCGAGGCUCUUCCAAUAUACAAAGCCAGCAGUGCUGUGCUGAGCCUGUGCUUCGUUCUGGGGGUUCCUGGUAACGUAUCAGUGAUGGUGAUGCUCGUCCGUCGCUUGAAGGAGAAGAACUUCACCCUCAGACUGAUGCUGAGUCUGGCGAUGUCGGAUCUGCUGACGCUCCUGCCGCUGCCGAUGUGGAUCUGGACUCUUCUUCAUGACUGGAUCUUCGGAUUUGUUGCGUGCAAGAUCAUCUCGUACGUUGAGUAUUGGUGCCUCUACAGUAGUAUGCUGUGCGUGACUUUACUGAGUUUGCAGAGGUACAUGCAGGUGCUGCAUCCUCAAAAGUGGGCUAAACUUGGAGAUAAAGGACAGAAGGGUCUUCUGGGUGGGAUCUGGAUCCUGAGUGGAGUGUUGGCUUCAUAUGCUCCCGUCCAGCGUCAAUCAGGAUGUGACCAAUAUGGAUUCAAGUACUGUUAUCAACGGUUUAGCAGCGACGCAGAGCAAGUAGCCACUUCAUUAUACGAGGUACUUCUUUUCUCGAUGUGUUUCACCCUGCUGGUUUACUUCUACUAUCGUCUUCACCGAGGGGUUAACGAGUCGCCCUUCUUCAGCAGCAACAGGAUGACGAAGCUGGUGACGAGAAUCGUUGUGACAUACUUCGUCUUCGGUGUGCCGGUCACUAUUGCGAACGCAAUAAUUGCAGUUGCAGUGCUGCUAAAGAACGACCAGCUCUCCGUAACUGCAGAUCUUGUUGGAAAAAUAUCUACAGCUCUAAUAUUCCUGAACAGCGCCGUGAACCCUUUUCUGUACACGUUCGCUCUGAGACGAAUACAUCGUCGAGGUACGGUCACAGACUUUGCUCAGACAGUGCAAAAUAGUAUGUAACUUGAACUUAAAGGCUUCUUCUGAUAGACAGCACAAUUUUUGUCAAGGUGUUUGUCCUCAUUUUUUAUGAAAAUGUUUGGAUUGUUUCAGCUCUGCUUUGACAAUAAGUUAGCAGUGCAAGACACAACCUCUUGGACAAGCCAUUUUUUUUCAUGAUUGCAGAAAGGUUUGCUUCAUCUAGUUAUGACCUUCGUAGAGUCAGAAGUAAUAAUACUUCUUUAAACUUAUCUUAAAAUCAAAUCCCUGGGCUGUGAGCUGAUGUAUCAGAACCGAGUCGCUGUGAUUUCCUCCGAGUGCGCUGUGAUGCUACUCGGCAAUGCUGCAUUAGCAGCAGCUCCAAAAGAGGCAGUGGCUGACUUCACAUGUGUUGAUAACUUAAAUUAGCAGUGAGCUAGCCAACAUAGUAAUGUUACUGGGAAGAGAACUAAAGCUUGCAAUAAGCAAGCUAACCUUAGCAACAAUCUAGCUAAAAUAGUAAUGUUACUGGGGAGAGAAUUACUGUUAGCAAUGAGCUAGCUAACCUUAGCAACAAUCUAGCUAAAAUAGUAAUGUUACUGGGGAGAGAAUUACUGUUAGCAAUGAGCUAGCUAACCUUAGCAACAAUCUAGCUAAAAUAGUAAUGUUACUGGGGAGUGAAUUACUGUUAGCAAUGAGCUAGCUAACCUUAGCAACAAUCUAGCUAAAAUAGUAAUGUUACUGGGGAGAGAAUUACUGUUAGCAAUGAGCUAGCUAACCUUAGCAACAAUCUAGCUAAAAUAGUAAUGUUACUGGGGAGAGAAUUACUGUUAGCAAUGAGCUAGCUAACCUUAGCAACAAUCUAGCUAAAAUAGUAAUGUUACUGGGGAGAGAAUUACUGUUAGCAAUGAGCUAGCUAACCUUAGCAACAAUCUAGCUAAAAUAGUAAUGUUACU